Molecule: messenger RNA, 2337 nt
Organism: Cloeon dipterum
Lineage: Eukaryota; Metazoa; Arthropoda; Insecta; Ephemeroptera; Baetidae
Exons: 8
Coding region: 261-1553 (430 amino acids)
Cellular component (GO): cytoplasmic vesicle membrane
Source: RefSeq, a predicted model, not a curated record
UAACAACCAAGGGGUGGAAUGCGGUUGCGCGGCUCGCCUGCCGUUCAGGGGCACGAGAUCGAACUCGGGCUAGCAGCAGCAGCAGCAGCAGUGCGGGCCUCCUCCAGCGUAAGCAGCCGAACGACCCCCAACAACAAACGCAGCAGCUCAAGGCCCGAAUCAGCGGCCGACAUGCCCCCGCGGAGGCCAGGCCGCCCCCGAGUGCCCCCGUCACCCCCGCAACUUGAUUCGGACAGUGCCAAACGCAGCUCGUCGCCUACAUGAUGUUGGCCACCGCGACACUGGCAAUCGCCACUCUCUCACUCCUAACUGCCAGCAAGGCCGCGGCCAAAUACUGUGAUGGGGGCCACUAUUGUGCGCCACCGAAAGAAUGCUGCACCGGCGGCUGCUGCUACAACGUGUACACGCCGCCGAUCUAUCGGCCUCCAGUUCCUCCGACGAGCCUCUUGAACGUCAUCUUCUGGAAUCACUGGCACUUCUGGGCGGUGGUGGCCACUAUCGCGGUGCUCUUCCUGGUCGGCUGCUCCAUUUGGCGCCGCCGCAGGUCCAUUGCGCGCUCCUGCCGCGGCUGCUGCUACUGCUGCGGCCAGUGCGACGGAGACGCGCACCGCAGCGACGACCUCAGCUCCGAGUCGGGCACCACCUACUACGCGCCGCCCAACUACAGCCGCAGCAACUCAUUCCACCACUCGCCACCCCCAUACAAUGAGGUCACAGCGAAGCCUGAUCUCUAUCCCUUGGUCAUCAGUUUUGGUGGAGACCAGGGAAAAAGUAUACCUGGCAGUUGUUUGAUGGUGCAGUAUUUCAGAAACUACCUAGUCCGGCCUGUGGGCUCCCUUUCCGCGGCGAGCACAGUGGACAGCCUAAACUCGGCCUUUAUGUGUGCUGACGUUCCACCCCCUUACCCUGGACAGGCGCCCCCGAGCGCUGCCCCAUCACCACCCCCUUCAUCCUUGAUGCUGCCCUCAUGCUGCGUGUCCGAAUUCGGCGGGCUCUCAGGUUCAGAGGUGAGCAGCCUUGGACUUGGCACGCCGGUGUCUCCGCCUCAAGCGACGACUCCGACGGCAAACAACAGACUGUUCCUGCCGCUGGACUUGUGCGAUGGUCCCCAGGAACUGCACGAGGAGGCGGCAGAGCUACGUGCCCUGCUCGACAAAAUUCAGGCCCUACCGACGGCAACCCCUGUCACGCCAGCAGAGUACGCCGACGGUGACAAUGAAUCUGCUUCCAAUAAAAGCCGGACGCCGUGGCCCAGUCAUUCAAAGAGUGGCUACACACCCCUGAGCCAAGGCAGCGGGCCACCAGUGGUGCAGCCGAAGCGGUCACGACGUGCGAGUUGGCUGUCGCUGACGUCGCCGCGCAACGCCCUGCCGCCAAGCACUUUUGGCUUCGGCGUAGUCUCUUCCCGGUCGGCGCCGACGACGCCGAGCACGCACCUGGCACCGCCUCUACUGACCGUGCAUACCGGCCGCGAGGGCAGCAGCCCCUUGCUCGAGGGCAGCUCCGAGGAUGAGGACGCCGAGAUGGACACAGAGCAGCUGAACCGCAGCUAGCUGUCCUCGCGUCAACAACCCUUGGGGCUUGUUCACCAAUAGUGAGAAAAAAAUCCAUAUUUAAGUUUUUUUGGCAGGCGGAGUUGUUAUCUCAUACACUCUGUGGUGCGUUUUGUCUUCGUUUGAAAUGAAUCUGCGCAAACAUUUUAGGAAACGAUAGCAAAUUUUAUGUACUCAGACCAAAAUCGUGUCAGAAGCGAUAAAUGAGGAUUUUUAGCUAUUUUUAUCACACAUCCAAAUGAUUGAACGAAUGGAACAAUCUACGAUUUGGUUCUGAUAAAGAAUAAACCGAGCCAAAAAUUACAAUGGUAGAGUAAACUGUUAUCAAAAUGAGUUAACUUUUUGGCUCGAUUUUGGUCUACUCUCUCUUAAUAUGUAUUGAAUUGCCGAUGGAUGCUCACUGUUUUUUGACGCGCGCAGUUUUUACAAAAGAAGGAAACCAAUUGGAACCUUCUUCAAUUUUCUGAACAAAGCGUUUUUCAAGGUGUGCCCGGUUUGAACGCUUAGAAAAAGAGAAUUAGUUGCGACAAUGGUGUAAGGUACCUCAAACUUGUCUAUAUUUGAAGUUCGUGCAUCCUCUUAUUUAUUCUUUGGACACUUCUUAAACAAAGCAACAGCGUAUGUUUCUUAGAUUGACCAGCGAGUUGAAAAAAUGUAGACCUUUGCUAAAGGUUAAGUUGAGAUAAAAAUGUAAACUUGUGGUGUUGUGCAUGCUCUAUUGUUACUUGUUAGAAAAAAACAAUAAAUUUUGAAAAGCAUGCAAUAAAAUUAUAAACUUCUAAAA